UGGCAUCAGGUCAGAAGCCGAUCUACUCCUCGCUUCGUUCCUCACGAAGGGCACACACUGCGUCACCGAUAUCGACUCCAAGCCGUUCUUGGUCAACAAUAUGAAGGCCACUGUCCUUGUCGCCGGCCUGCUGGCCUCGUUCGCCGUUGGCCAGCCGCAUGGCCAUGGUCAUGGUCAUCAGCACCGGAAGAAGGAGCACGGUCAUCAUCACAAACGCGGGCUGGUGGUGCACUGGGUCACCGAGACCGUCUACGAAACAGUUACCGCUAUUGUCGACGACAGCACCACCGAGCUGAUCAUGCCAAGCACCACCCCCGCCACCACGACGCCCACGACACCGGCGAGCUCUAGCGCCAGUGCCAGCCCUGGCUCCCCCGGUGGUGCAGCCUCCUCCCCCGGUGGUGGAGUCGUCUACCCCUUCCCUUCCGGCGCCAUCCCCUAACCCACCUCCAGAAACUGGCAGCGGUAAGGGGGCAUCCGGGAGCGGCGAAUCCGGGACCGCUGAAGCUGGGAGCGGUGGAUCAACGGUUUACAGUGGUGACCUCACGUACUUCCAAUUGGGUAUGGGCGCCUGCGGCUUCGACGACACCGGCAAGGACCUGAAGGAAAA
This is a messenger RNA of Parathielavia appendiculata, 610 nucleotides long. RefSeq lists its product as uncharacterized. The record is from RefSeq and is a predicted model, not a curated record. Lineage: Eukaryota; Fungi; Ascomycota; Sordariomycetes; Sordariales; Chaetomiaceae. The coding region runs from base 101 to 442 and encodes 113 amino acids. The transcript has 3 exons.